Triticum urartu is the source of this 2701-nucleotide messenger RNA. The record is from RefSeq and is a predicted model, not a curated record. Lineage: Eukaryota; Viridiplantae; Streptophyta; Magnoliopsida; Poales; Poaceae.
CAUCCAUCCGUCCGUCCGUCCGUCGACGCAAAACAAGACAAAGACAAAACAAAUCCAUCCCGAUCGGUCGACCGAUCCACUCCUCUCCCCUCGGGCAGCCCAGUCGUCGUCGCGACCGAGGACCAGACACCAGAGGCGGGCGGGGAGCUCGAGGCGGAGGCACAGCAGCAGCGGCGGCGGCGGCGAGGAAGGGCAGGGCCAGCAGAGAUGGGGUUCGUCUCCUUCGUCGGGAGGGUGCUCUUCGCCUCCGUCUUCCUCCUCUCCGCCUACCAAGAGUUCAGUGAGUUUGGAACGGAUGGAGGACCAGCAGCAAAGUCUCUGAAGCCCAAGUUCAACCUGUUUGUCAAGCAGGUGUCCGCCGGCAUUGGGAUGGCGGUGCCACACAUUGACAUCAAGUCUGUCAUUGCCUUCACCAUGUUUCUUAAAGCCUUUGGUGGUCUCCUUUUCAUCAUCAGCAGCUCGUUCGGAGCGCUCGUACUGCAUCUGACAGUGGAAUGCUUUAACACUAACCUUCCUGAAAGAUUCCAGAUAUGGUGUCAGCUUGUUUACUUGGCAUUCAUAACCCCUGUCGUGUACGACUUCUACAACUACGAGAUGGAGUCCCAGCAAUUUGUCAAGCUCUUCACCAUGUUUUCACAGGUUUGUUACACAAAAUCUCGCUCAGCGAAAAGCUUCACCUUCUUUGAUCACGAGCUCUCACGCUUUUGUUCGCAGGAUUACCUCAAGACGGUGGUGCCGUCGCAGCUCCUGGCCGAGCGCGGCUCCAACCUCGUCGUCAUCAACCCAGGCUCUAUGAAUGUGCGCAUGGGGUUCGCUAGUCAGGACGUGCCGUUCAAUAUACCGCACUGCAUUGCCCGGCACAAGAACGAUGCGCCGAAGCUGUCGGUGCGAGACCAGAUCGCUUCAAUGCUCAAAAUCCCAUUUUUGGGUGAAGUAUCUCCUUCAGAGAACCAGCCAUUACCUCCUAAGAUGGGACGUCUUGAUGGUCUUUCUUCACAGCAAAACAAAGAUGAUAGUAUACUCACAUGGACAGAUGUGAUGGACAAAAGCAUCAAGGCAUCCACGUCAAUUGAAAGGUCAGUAAACAGUGACGCCGAUGAAGAUCCUUCACAAAGCACAUCUGAUGAUGGUAACAAGUCCAACUCCGAAGAAAGCAAGUAUAAGGAAAUGAUAUUUGGAGAGGAUGCUUUGAAAAUCCCUCCUUCUGCACCAUACUGUUUGGGUCGCCCGAUCAGGAGAGGCCAUUUUAAUAUUUCUCAGAAUUAUUCGUUACAUCAGGUUUUAGAAGAUUUGCGCACUAUUUGGAACUGGAUGCUGACAGAGAAGUUGCAUAUCAACCCAAAGGACAGACAUCUAUAUUCUGCAAUUCUUGUUCUUGGGGAAACAUUUGACAACCGAGAAAUGAAAGAAAUGCUGUCCAUUGUACUUUGCGAUUUGGGGUUUAGCACGGCAGUGGUACAUCAGGAAGCUCUAGCUGCGGCAUUUGGGAAUGGUUUGUCGACAGCUUGUGUGGUCAACAUUGGUGCUCAAGUUACACAAGUAGUUUGUGUUGAGGAUGGAGUAGCUUUGCCCCACACAGCUUUGGCACUUCCAUAUGGUGGAGAUGACAUAUCCAGAUGCCUACUUUGGGUUCAACAACGUCAUCGCACAUGGCCAAACUUUAAAACCGAUCCCAUGAAGAAGCCUAUAGAUAUGCUAAUGCUCAACAAGAUAAAAGAGGGAUAUAGCCAGAUAAGGAGCGGAAGUUAUGAUGCUGUUUCUGUUGUUCAUUCAUAUGAGCAUGAAAAGUCUGUUGGGCAUCAGAAGACAAGGCUGUCAGCUCUCAGCGUUCCUCCUAUGGGGCUUCUUUAUCCUCGGCUUCUCAUUCCAGAAGAGUUCCCUCCACCUCCCCGACCUUGGUUCCAAGAUUGUGAUGACAUGCUGGAAGAUACAUGGCAAACAAACGACGGUCUUUCUGGAAAUGGUGGGCUUGGUGCAUGGGACAGUUAUCAAAUGCUUCCCACUAGAGUAAAGAAGUUCGAUAAUAUCGGCCUCGUAGAAGCCAUUGUCAGCAGUGUUCUUUCAACAGGACGUGUUGACCUCCAAAGGAAGCUAUUCUGUAGUAUUCAGCUGGUUGGUGGUGCAGCUUCAACAACAGGUCUUGCACCAGUUCUCGAACAAAGGGUUCUUAAUACUAUUCCAUCAAAUCAACCCGUUGAGAAGGUUGAGGUAUUACAGUCAAGGAGGAAUCCAUUGUUUAUCCCAUGGAAAGGUGGAGUGAUUUUGGGCGUCCUUGAUACUACCCGUGAUGCUUGGAUCCAUAGAGAAGAUUGGAUUAAAAAUGGCAUUCACGUUGGGAGUGGCAGAAAAUAUAAGGAUUCCUAUUUUCUUCAGUCGCAGCUGAUGUGUUACUACAAUUCAUAACAGGUGGUCUGCGUAAGGUGUCAACUAUCUUGGGUCGCAAUUCCCGGUGUAAUCUCGGAUACUUGAGCUAGGCGGAACUUCAUCCUUGGCUCGGUUGUCAAGGAUCCUUCCAUUCAGAACUAGAAAUGGCUAGUAAAAUACAUGGAGAAGAGAUUCAGAGAUUUAUGGGUACUAUGUAGACACAUUCUCUAAUUUCAUGGUGAUUUACUAUCACCUGUAACGUGUAAAUUAGUAAAAUCCAAAGCCUGUACCGGUGCAUGGUGCCAUUGACGCUCAGGUCAGCAUAGCUCUCUCCUAA